Molecule: messenger RNA, 441 nt
Organism: Cavenderia fasciculata
Lineage: Eukaryota; Evosea; Eumycetozoa; Acytosteliales; Cavenderiaceae
Exons: 2
Coding region: 1-441 (146 amino acids)
Cellular component (GO): mitochondrial large ribosomal subunit
Molecular function (GO): structural constituent of ribosome
Source: RefSeq, a predicted model, not a curated record
AUGUCAAUGUUAGGAAAUAUAGUAUCUAGCUUUACAAAAGCAGCUAGUUUGAAUCCACACUAUGCUAAUCUCAUGAAGAGAUCUCAAAGAGGUUUAUACGGUGGCAAACUCAUUCAAUAUGGCAACAUUAUCAGUUUUUCACAUAAGAAGACAAGAAGAAAUUGGAAACCAAAUGUUCAAGCAAAGACAUACUUUAGUCAUUUAUUAGACGCAGAGGUUAAAGUUAACGUUACUACAUAUACAAUUAGAUGCAUAGACAAGGCUGGAACAUUUGACAAUUAUAUUUUAAAGACAAAGAACAAGGAUAUGGCAUCCGAAUUGGGAACUGAUCUAAAGUCUGUAUUAAAGAACGUACUCAAACAACAACAAGAAAUUACUCAACAAAUGGCUAUCGAAAAUAACUCUACUUCCUCCUCCUCUACAACCUCAACUUUACUUUAA